GCGAGAGUCUAAAAGUGUUUGAAUCAACGCGCCAUAAUUUCAAUCAUAAUCGGUCAGUGGCUAAUUGUAAUCACACAUCAUUCAUCGCUUGUAUAUAGUAUAUCACUACCUGUGAUAACUACAAUUUUUGAGGUUUUUUUUGUAUGCAGUACAAAAGUCAAGCGGAGUAAGAUGUCAUAUGUCGUCUUAUCGUUCGCGCUGGUCGUUGUGGCGUUGGUGCUGCUUUAUUUGCAUAACCAUUAUAGCUAUUGGGCGCGCCUUGGUAUUCCACAAGAAGACCCUAUCUAUGGACUUGGCAAUAUGAACGGUAUCGGGCGUGAGUUUCACUUUCGGGAUAUAAACUCACGACUUUAUAAACGCUACAAGCGAGAUGGCGCACCAAUUGGUGGCAUUUAUAUGUUCUUUUUGCGAUCAGCAUUCAUUGUUGACCUGGACUUAAUCAAGCAUAUACUCAUUAAGGAUUUUUCAAGCUUUCACGAUCGCGGUGCAUUCAACAAUGUACGCGAUGAACCGCUCUCGGGUCAUUUGCUGACACUGGAGGGCGAAGAAUGGCGCUCCUUACGUAAUAAGUUGACACCCGUUUUCUCCUCGGGCAAAAUGAAAUUUAUGUUUCCUACAGUGGUGGCGGUAGCGGAGAAUCUCAGUCGUACCUGCGGUCAGUUGGCGCCGGAAUUCGAAGUGAAGGAAUUAAGCGCACGUUACACCACAGACGUGAUCGGCACAUGCGCUUUUGGUAUUGAAUGCAACAGCCUGUCGGAUCCAAAUGCCGCAUUUCGCUGUUAUGGCCGUUCUAUCUUCGAGAAGCCGCGCCACUCACAGCUAAUACAGGCGCUUAUAAUAUUUAAUCCGAAAAUCGCGAAAAAAUUGCGUUUUAAACUACUAAAUGACGAGGUGUCUGAGUUCUUUAUUGACGCUGUGCGGAAAACCGUCGAGUAUCGAAUUAAGAACAAGGUGAAGCGAAAUGAUUUCAUGGAUAUGCUAAUCGAUAUGAUGGCUGAGGAUCAAGAGUCGGCUGCAAAGCAUGAGGGCAUAGAUUUGUCACAGGGCUUGACUUUGCUACAGAUGGCUGCGCAGGCUUUUGUCUUCUUUAUUGCCGGUUUCCACACCUCAUCGACCACCAUGUCUUUUUGUCUCUAUGAGCUGGCAAUGAAUCCAGAGAUACAAGAUAAACUACGCGAAGAAAUUGUGAACGUAUUGAGCGCUCACAAAAACGAAGUCACAUAUGAAGCGUUAAAGGAAAUGUCGUAUUUGGAGAAGGUUGUCAACGAAACACUGCGUAAAUACACUGUACUGGCGCAACUUGUGCGCACAGUCACUUCAGAUUAUCGUGUGCCCAACUCAUCACUGAUCUUGGAGAAGGGCACUUCAGUUGUGAUUCCUGUCGAUGCUAUACAUCACGAUCCUGAAAUCUACCCUGACCCCGAUCGUUUCGAUCCCACGCGCUUCGAUAAAGAGAACGUAGAAAAGCGUCAUAGCUGCGCCUUUCUGCCCUUCGGCGAUGGACCACGCAGUUGCAUUGGUCUGCGUUUCGGUAAAAUGCAGACGAAGGUGGGGCUCGUACACUUGCUGCGCGACUACAAGUUCAGUCACUCAGCUCGCACCGAAGAUCCCAUUAAGCUUAGUAAAAAAAACAUUAUCAUAGAAGCGGAGAAUGGCAUCUAUUUACGAGUGGAACGCGUCUAACUGGUUAUAAGCUGCUACUUUGGCAUAUUUUUCGAAAUAAUUUUUUACGAUAUUUCUACGUUUUCAUUGAGCAAAAGGCAGCGCUGAGUUGUGAUUUAUGAACUUCAUCAAUGCACGCAAAUAUGACAAGCGUAUUAUAUAUAUGGAGAUUUUUUGUAUUUUCGUUGCUUCUCAAGCAUAAUUAUCUAAGAUUUUCUUUCAAUUAAUUGAUUUAUAUUCUACACGACAA
Bactrocera latifrons is the source of this 1912-nucleotide messenger RNA. RefSeq names its product probable cytochrome P450 6a14. The coding region runs from base 172 to 1683 and encodes 503 amino acids. The transcript is spliced from 2 exons. Gene Ontology annotation, molecular function: oxidoreductase activity, acting on paired donors, with incorporation or reduction of molecular oxygen; heme binding; monooxygenase activity. Lineage: Eukaryota; Metazoa; Arthropoda; Insecta; Diptera; Tephritidae. The record is from RefSeq and is a predicted model, not a curated record.